Quercus lobata is the source of this 1623-nucleotide messenger RNA. RefSeq lists its product as uncharacterized. The record is from RefSeq and is a predicted model, not a curated record. The transcript has a single exon. NCBI's taxonomy places the organism in Eukaryota, Viridiplantae, Streptophyta, Magnoliopsida, Fagales, Fagaceae. Bases 1 to 1623 code for a protein of 540 amino acids.
AUGAAGGGAGAUCCCAAUAAGCGCAAUAAGAGUAAAUAUUGUCGCUUCCACAGGGACCAUGGGCAUGACACGGAUGAAUGUUAUGACCUGAAACAGCAGAUUGAGAAUCUUAUUAGACAAGGAAAGCUGAGGCACUUCGUUGGAAGGGAUCAUAGAGAUGAGAAGUUGAAAGGAAAAAUAGAGGAAUCGUCCUGGCCCCCACUAGGAGAGAUAAGGAUUAUCGUUGGAGGAAACUCGAUGGGGCAAUCUUCUAAGUUGAAGAAGACGUAUCUCAAAGUGGUGCAAAACGUCCAGCUCUCUGGACGAUCACCAAGGACGAGAUCAAUGGACGAGCCAGCCAUUUCCUUCACCGAUGAAGAUGCUGAGAGGAUCCAUCACCCACAUGACAAUGCGAUUGUCAUUACUCUGCUUAUUGCAGAUUAUACAACCAGGAGAGUGUUAGUUGACAAUGGAAGCUCAACAGACAUAUUGUACUACCCUGCCUUCCAACAGAUGAGGCUUGGACGGGAUCAACUUCGUCCAGUUUGCUCACCGUUGAUAGGGUUCGGAGGAAUGAAGGUGCAGCCCGUAGGCACCGUUACAUUACCAGUAGUGGUAGGGUCAUACCCACAGCAGAUAACUAGGGAAGUCAAUUUCCUCGUGGUUGACUGUUCGUCUUCAUACAAUGCCAUUAUUGGAAGACCAAAUCUGAAUAGUUGGAAGGCGAUAACGUCUACCUACCAUCUAUCAGUCAAAUUCCCUACUGAGUACGGGAUAGGGCAAGCACAAGGAGAUCAGUUGGCAGCUAGAGAAUGCUAUUUAGCCAUGAUGGCUUUGGACGAACAGGUGCAGACAAUGAGCAUUGAGGAAAGAAGGGUUGUUGUAGAGCCCACAGAAGUAUUGGAAAAUGUUCUUUUGCAAGAAGAUGAUCCCGAGAAAUUCACCAGAAUUGGAACAGGUAUGAAGGAGAAGGCAAGAAAAGACCUCAUCCAAUUCCUGAGAAAGAGUAUCGAUGUUUUUGCAUGGAGCCAUGACGACAUGCCGGGAAUCGACCCAAGUGUAAUCACUCAUCGAUUGAAUGUGUACCCCUUUUUUAAGCCUGCUCUUCAGAAGAAGAGGGUGUUCGCCCCUGAGCGAGAUAAGGCAAUCAAGGAAGAGGUCCAGAAACUGACCACGACACAGUUCAUUAAGGAAGUCUAUUACCCGGAUUGGUUAGCCAAUGUUGUGAUGGUGAAAAAAGCAAAUGGCAAGUGGAGAAUGUGCGAAGAUUUCACUAACUUGAACAAGGCUUGUCCCAAGGAUAGUUAUCCUUUGCCACGCAUUGAUCAAUUGGUGGACUCUACGGCUGGCCAUCAGUUGCUGAGCUUUACAGACGCCUUCUCAGGAUAUAAUCAGAUCAAGAUGGAUGAAGCUGAUCAGGAAAAGACUUCCUUCAUUACUAGCCAAGGCUUGUUUUGCUACAAAGUGAUGCCCUUCGGUUUGAAGAACGUAGGGGCAACUUAUCAAAGGUUGGUAAAUCACAUGUUUCGUCCACAGAUAGAACGGAAUGUAGAGGUUUAUGUCGAUGACAUGCUUGUGAAAAGCAUAGACGAGGGAAGCCAUUUGGAAGACCUACAGGAAACCUUUGAAACACUUAGGCGAUAA